This is a messenger RNA of Monomorium pharaonis (pharaoh ant), 1139 nucleotides long. RefSeq names its product protein snakeskin (gene Ssk). Bases 113 to 592 code for a protein of 159 amino acids. The transcript has 4 exons. The record is from RefSeq and is a predicted model, not a curated record. Lineage: Eukaryota; Metazoa; Arthropoda; Insecta; Hymenoptera; Formicidae. Gene Ontology annotation, biological process: septate junction assembly.
UUAGAUAAAGAGGGCUUGGUUCUACUUCGGCAUCACCUGAAUCUCGGCGCAAGUUUCAUUUCGUUACGUACGUUUUCACGGUGAAAAGGCAGGUGCCUAAAAGUCUGCAAACAUGGUGUCCUUGCAGACUAUUGCGAGUAUAGUGAUCAAAGUGCUAAAGUUGGUUAUCAACCUCAUUGUAUUAAUCCUGUAUCGUACGGGAUAUGGUGGCGAGUUUCUAGGAGUUGGUGGCACUUGGAAUUUGAACGAAGACAAGAAUCCCGAUGCCGAAAUUGUUGCUUCCGGUGUAUUUGUCGGAUUCUUCAUUUACACAAGCGUUGUCCUUAUCAGCUACUGUUUUGGAAGUACUGACCAUAAAAAAACUCUUGUAGAAAUCAUCAUGAAUUUCGUUGGAACUUUUAUGUUCGUGGCUGUGGGUGGAACAGCUCUACAUUACUGGCAUGGUUACCAACCUGAGCAAAAAUUCCUAUACGAUGCGCCAGAGAGACAGAUUGGACUGGCCGUGGGCUCGUUGUGCGUUUUGGAAGGCGCAGCGUACCUGAUAGAUUUAAUAUUAAGCUUUCUCCAUUACGCCAAGGAUGAAUUUCAAUAGAAGGGAAAGUAUUACAAGAUAAAAUAGAUAAACAUUAUUUUAAUAGCGACAAUAUGCUCUCUAAAUUUCCUAGAGUUCACUCUUAUAGAGAGCAUUUUUACUCUAAUUAAAGUGACAAAUCACUCGAACUUAGAUAUAUUUGAUUUUCACUCUUUUAGAGUAAUGUUUCACUCUAGGAAAUUUAGAGAGUGUACAAAAACUUCCGUUUGAUUUCAUCAAGAUCAGCUCAUGCUGUAACUAACAAUACGUACUAAUUCAAAUUUCAUAUAUUAAACUCUGUUACGAUUACGUUCCAUGGAGAGAUUACGUUCAAUGUGUCUCUGGGUAUAUUGUUAGUUUCUGCACGUUUCUUUAUGUAUAAAAGUUUCUCUCUUCGUGGAAAAUGCAAGUAACCUUGUUCUUCUUUGAAGAGAGACAAAGUUUCCUCAUUGUACGCGUUUUUAUACAUAUUUAUUUAUACAAAUGUGUACUUUCCAUUUGAAAAUAUCUGUAAUGUAUAUGAAAUAAAGUUUAUUAGAAAGUUUGUAAUAAAACGGCUUCUAAUAUA